This is a messenger RNA of Mustela erminea (ermine), 1072 nucleotides long. It is a transcript of the gene SSR2, whose product is annotated as signal sequence receptor subunit 2. The transcript has 6 exons. The record is from RefSeq and is a predicted model, not a curated record. Lineage: Eukaryota; Metazoa; Chordata; Mammalia; Carnivora; Mustelidae. Gene Ontology annotation, cellular component: endoplasmic reticulum; membrane. The coding region runs from base 86 to 646 and encodes 186 amino acids.
GCGAUUUCCGGCCCGAGGUCACUUCCGGCCUUCGGGCCGCUGACGCUCUCUUCCGGUCUCGGUGGCCCACCGAAAGGCCUGUGGGAUGCGCACGAUGAGGCUGCUGGCGUCCGUGCUGUUGGCCCUCUGUGCUGUCAGUCAUGCGGAGGAAGGAGCGCGGCUGCUGGCCUCCAAGUCGCUGCUGAACAGAUACGCCGUGGAGGGGCGAGACCUGACCUUGCAGUACAACAUCUACAACGUCGGCUCCAGCGCUGCGUUGGAUGUGGAGUUGUCUGAUGAUUCCUUCCCUCCCGAGGACUUCGGCAUUGUCUCCGGAAUGCUCAAUGUCAAGUGGGACCGGAUUGCCCCCGCUAGCAACGUCUCCCACACCGUGGUCCUGCGCCCGCUCAAGGCCGGCUAUUUCAACUUUACCUCGGCCACUGUGACCUACCUGGCCCAGGAGGACGGGCCCGUCGUGAUCGGCUUCAGCAGCGCCCCCGGACAGGGAGGAAUCCUGGCCCAGCGCGAGUUUGAUAGGAGGUUCUCCCCGCAUUUCCUGGACUGGGCCGCCUUCGGGGUCAUGACGCUGCCCUCCAUCGGCGUCCCCCUGCUGCUGUGGUACUCCAGCAAGAGGAAGUACGACACUCCCAAGACCAAGAAGAACUGAGGCCUUCCUCGGGCCGCCCUGCCAGGGGGUCCGGGGGCUUUCCAGGCGCCGGAGGGUCUCUCGAGUGCAGCCUCUUGGCCCCCAGCCCUGCCACCUUCUGGAUCCUGCCUGCUCGACCAGAGUGCGGGACCGGGCCGCAGGUCUGUGACAGCCGCCUCGCUCCGUCCCGACGCCAUGUGGCGGGAACGCCUCGGGCAGGGAGCCUUGAGGGCCCUCGGUGCCCCUGCGGGCCGCGGUGUGAACUCUGAGGGGCGCAGGAGGGGGCACCCCGGAGACUGCCUCGACCUCCUUCCCCUACCCGCCCCUCUCGGAAGAGGCAGGAAGAUCGGACGAGGGCUGAGGGACACUCUGAGGCUCCCCAGUCUCUGUUCUGGGUCGGGGGGCGCUGACCAAGUGGGGUUUUCUAAUAAAAACAUGCCACGCUGA